Messenger RNA from Cantharellus anzutake, 650 nucleotides. RefSeq lists its product as uncharacterized. The coding region runs from base 75 to 509 and encodes 144 amino acids. NCBI's taxonomy places the organism in Eukaryota, Fungi, Basidiomycota, Agaricomycetes, Cantharellales, Hydnaceae. The transcript has a single exon. The record is from RefSeq and is a predicted model, not a curated record.
CCACUUGACGUGCGGCACACACGCAACGGUUGCAAUCUGGUUUUUGCGCAGCACUCCAGUCAUAUCAUAAUACCAUGACGCUUAUGAUGCUUCGCGCAGCAAGAAGCAUCGUGGCUUUUUAUUUUUUGCGUGCAACAACUGUUGUACAUGCGUGCUCAUGCUAUCGCACUAGAAGUCGCCUGCAGCUUUUUUUUUUUUCAGUAUAUCGGGUAACAGCACGACACAAAUCAUGCGCUUCCUUUCUUGCACAGAACCCCUAUAUCUUCAUCCAGAGUAUUGUGUUAUUGCCGUUAAUAGGCAUAACCUUAAGCGUGCAGUCAGCAUCCUUGUUUAGGAUCAGAAUCAAAUUAAAGCCAACGACCGCAAGCGAGCGUGCUAGUCGGUCUAUAGGUGAGUCAUAUGAUCCGCACAUUAGCCCCAGUCUGCUAUUCCUUCCUGCUUGGCAAGUUGAUUGUGCUUCCGGUCGACUAGGCCGGGUAUAUAACUUGCGCUUCAUGCCGAUUGAAUAGAGAAACACUGCAGAUCCUCUGCGCCAUUAUUUGGAUGUGACAUCAACACCGAUAGGUCAGUCUACCGCUGGAAGGACUAUCCGGUGGAACAAAUUGGCUUAUCAUACCAAGCACUGAUUCGUGUCCUGGUGUGGAAAAGCG